AACAGUAUCAAUUAAAAAUAGUAAAUGAGGUUCCAGAAACUUCAAUUUCUUAAGACAUUUAUAACUUGCUUCAAUAAACAACUUUUGAACAAAACAGUAGGAUUAAUGUGGGACUGAUCUUUUCAUCAGUGUGAAUGUUGCUAAUUUACUUGUUUUAAAAGUGGUAAUUAAUUACCUUUUUCUUGCCUGGUUCUGUAGAUCUUCCAAUAACAGAAGGAAUUAAUUCUGGUGGUACUAAAACAACUGACGCUCUUGAUGUCUUCACCUUACAGCAUGAAGUACUUAAUUUUGGCAUUGAGAAUGGGAGGCAAUUGUACAUUAAUUCGGAAGCUACUGGAACAGCAAAUUAUCUUCAGUGGUUUGUAGAUUUGGUUUGCCUAUCGUACUGGUAGACUUUAGAAUGCUACUUUCAACAACUAAUUCAGGUUAUCCAACAGAUGAGAGAGAAUUAAUGUUCAGUUUGGUCAUACUGAAACAGCCGAUGUCUACAUGGGCGUUGUCUUUCGUGGAGUAUAUUUGCUGUUUUGUCCUCAUCUUGCAACAUUAUGCAGUCAAUUUUCAAUCGACGAGUGAGAGCAACUGGAGAUUUAUUCGAAUUCCACAGAAACAACAAAUUUUCUGCUAUGGUAUUUCUCCUGAAGUUGGUUUGCUUUUCACACCUGCAAACUUUGAAACAUUACAUCCUACAGUUAAUAAAGAUCGACGUUGGAGAAGACAAAGAUGA
This is a messenger RNA of Agrilus planipennis (emerald ash borer), 724 nucleotides long. RefSeq lists its product as uncharacterized. NCBI's taxonomy places the organism in Eukaryota, Metazoa, Arthropoda, Insecta, Coleoptera, Buprestidae. The record is from RefSeq and is a predicted model, not a curated record. Bases 401 to 724 code for a protein of 107 amino acids. The transcript is spliced from 3 exons.